This is a messenger RNA of Sorex fumeus (smoky shrew), 2106 nucleotides long. RefSeq names its product zinc finger SWIM-type containing 3 (gene ZSWIM3). The record is from RefSeq and is a predicted model, not a curated record. Gene Ontology annotation, molecular function: zinc ion binding. The coding region runs from base 1 to 2106 and encodes 701 amino acids. The transcript has 2 exons. NCBI's taxonomy places the organism in Eukaryota, Metazoa, Chordata, Mammalia, Eulipotyphla, Soricidae.
AUGGAGCUGGGCAGCUGCUUCAAGACCUACGAGGACUUCAAGGAGUGCUUCAGCGCCUACAAGAAGGAGACCCGGUGCUCCUUCAUCCUCAGGGACUGCGUCUCGGUCCGCUUCCACAACCUCAACCACGGCACCCGCAUCCGCGAGGACAUCCUAUACGUGCAGGUGAAAUUUGUCUGUAUUCGGAGCCAGUCAAACAGGAAGAGACGAUCCGAGGCGGACAUGUGCCCCGCGUACUUGCUCCUGCAGUACAACGAGAUGCUGGACAGACUGUUCAUCACGGAACUCAACACCCAGCACGUCCACCCCUGCUCCAAAACCCCGUGGCCGCGGGGAGACGACCCCAGCAAAUCGCCAACGCCCUUGUGCCUGCAGAAAGCCCAGCCCGCGCAGCCCCCCGCCAAGAAGGACCUCAACCCGGUGGAGCAGCCCCCCGCCCCGGCCGCCCUCGGCCUCGAGGAGGCCCAGAGCCCCUCCAAGCCGGAGCAGGAGGGCGUCAUCCCCGCCGACCUGGCCAAGAUCGCCAAAGUGAUGAAGAACUUCCUCCAGGGGGACGAGGGCUCCAGGGCUUCCCUCAGCAUCGGCAACAGCCAGGACCUGGACCGGCUCAGCUUCCAGAGCAGCAGGAUGGGCGACCUGUUCUCGCGCUUCCCUGAGAACCUGCUGCUGCACCGGGUGGAGAACACCCCGGGCCACACCCUCUACGCCUUCCUGGUGGAGAACCGGGAGCGCGAGAGCCGCGUGGUGCACUUUGCCGUGCUCCAGGCGGAGACCGCCUCCUCCACGGCCAAGAUGCUGAGCAUCUUCACGGAGUUCAACGCCGACUGGCCCAAGGUCAAGGUGGUCUUCGUGGACCCGUCCUUCCCCCACCGGGCCGCCCUGAAGGAGGUCUUCCCGGCCGCCCGCAUCCUCCUCUCCAUCUACCACACCACCCGCCUCCUGGAGAAGAAGCUGCACCGCAGCUCCGUGGACCUGCACUUCAAGCGGCUGAUGAAGGAGGCGCUCCGGGAGGCCGUGUUCGCCACGUCCGACAUCACCCUGCAGAACCUCCGCCAGAUGUCCAAGGCCGUCCUGGACGAGGAGCUCUUCGGCUUCCUGCAGGCCCACUGGUUCUCCUGCGAGCUGCUAUGGUACAUGCACGUCAGGAAGGGCCUGCACGCGUGCAACACCUACAUGGACAGCCUCGACGUCGUCACCAGCAAGGUGUCGAGCCUCUUCCGAGAACAGCAGUCCCUGACGGACUGCAUCCUCCGCUUCGUGGACUACGUCGACUUCUUCAACACCAAAGGCGUGAAGCACCUGCCCACCGGCCCUCCCAAGCUAAAGAGAUCCCGGCCCGCGGGGGCACCGCCCAAGUCCAAGAAGGCGCUGGGCUCCUGCGGAGGCCGCCCGAACCCCGUGGGAGAGACACCGCCGGAGCCGGAGCCGCCGGGGCCACAGCCCGACCCGCAGGGGCCCCAGCCGGAGCCGCCGGCCCGGCAGCAGCCCUUCCAGCAGGGCAUGCUGGACACCUUGCACGAGAGCGGCUCCGAACUGGCCUAUAAGCUGUGCCGCAACGAGUGGGAGGUGGUGCAGAACUCCACCCACCUGGUGGACCUGGCGGGCCCCUCCGUGGCCGUGCAGCUGCUGGAGGACUCGCAGCAGGUGGGCAGAGACGGCCGGAGCUGCAGCUGCUCCUUCCAGCGGGGCUACCACCUGCCCUGCCGCCACGUCCUGGCCCUGCUGCACACCAGCCAGCAGCCCGUGGGCGAAGCCAUGGUGUGCCGGCGAUGGCAGAAGCGAUACCAACACCUCCUCGGGCCCCAUGGGGAGCUCCGGGCCCCGGUGGUGUCCCCAAACCUGGGCCGGCCCGAGAAGGAGGAGGGCUGCAGUGACGUGAUCCUCGACCUGAGCAGGGAGCUGGCCAACCUGCUCAUGCAGAGCGAGGGCCGGGAGCUGGAGGAGCGAUGCUCCACCCUGCGCAAGAUCCUGGACAUCUGGGCGGACCGCUGCCAGCCGCCCGAGCCCGCGCAGCAGCCAGGGGACUUCAAGGACGUGGGCCGCCUCCCCUUCCUCUGGGGAAAGCAGGAGGAAGGGGAGGGGCUCGGAGCCCUGGUUCACCACUGA